CAGCUUUGUUCAUGAGCGUGGGAACAGCAUUCACACCCCAAACACACUGUCUGAAGAAGAUGGCAUUUGGUACGUGGUCAUUUCCUGUAUUAAAACCACUAUUGUAGUUAAAGUAGCCGAGCGGUGCAGCACUGCUGUAGUGUUUCUACAGAGACGCAGUAAUUCAGUGUUUCAGUCUUUUAGAGAUUAGACAUGUCUCUGAGUGUUUAUGAGGAUCUGAUCUACUUUGAGGAGCUGAACAGAGCAGAUCGAGACGAGAUAACGGUGGUUAUAUAUGAGAGUUCAGACGCUGUUAGAGGCCUCGACCCCAACACUGAAGUGGAGGACGCCAACAUGAGGAGGAUCCUGAAAACACAACAAGCAGAGAGUCGCUCUGCAGGAAGCAGACGCUACAGACUGGCUGCAGUGGGUCUGGGUCUGCUGUGUGUUCUCCUGCUGACUGCCAUCACAGUGCUGUGGAUCCAGUUCAACCAACUGACUGCAGAGAGAGACCAGUUACAGACCAGUUACACCAACCUGACUGCAGAGAGAGACCAGUUACAGACCAGUUACACCAACCUGACUGCAGAGAGAGACCAGUUACAGGCAGAGAGAGACGGGCUCCAGAGAAGGCUUUCUGAACAGGAUAAAGUUAGAGACGGGUGGAUCAACUUCAACUCCAGUCUUUACUACGUCUCUACUGAGAUAAAGAUCUGGAGUGAGAGCAGAGACGACUGCAGAAAGAGAGGAGCAGACCUGGUGAUCAUCAACAGCAGAGAAGUCUUCAUUAACACAUUGAGAAAAGGUCAGGCGGUUUGGAUUGGUCUGAGUGACGGUGAAACAGAGGGGGUCUGGAAAUGGGUGGACGGAUCAGAACUGAUCACUCGGUUCUGGAGACCUGGAGAACCCAACGGUUAUGGAGAUGAGGACUGUGUUUUAUACGGCUAUGGGUUUGAUCCUGUGAAGAACUGGGCUGAUUAUCCCUGUAAUAACCAGUUCUUUUGGAUCUGUGAAAAGAGAGUAUAA
Astyanax mexicanus (Mexican tetra) is the source of this 1005-nucleotide messenger RNA. RefSeq names its product CD209 antigen-like protein E. The transcript has 5 exons. The record is from RefSeq and is a predicted model, not a curated record. The coding region runs from base 193 to 1005 and encodes 270 amino acids. Lineage: Eukaryota; Metazoa; Chordata; Actinopteri; Characiformes; Acestrorhamphidae.